CGGACAGACGGAAGAUCCGAGAGCCAGCCCCGGGGCCACGCAGCGAGCGAGAUGCCGGGGUCGCCGGCAUUGCCGCUAUUGCUGCUACUGUCCCUGGUCGCCGGCAGAGCUGGGGCCGCGCCACUUCCGCAAACAGGUGCAGGGGAAGUGCCUGCUGCAGAAAUUUCCUUAUCCUUCGUGAUCCCCUCUGUGUGCAGUUUAAUGCUCCUAAUAGUGUUAAUUGCCAACUGCGUAUCCUGCUGUAAGGAGCCAGAAAUAGACUUCAAGGAGUUUGAAGACAACUUUGACGAUGAGAUUGAUUUCACACCACCAGCAGAAGACACUCCGUCUGUUCAGUCCCCAGCAGAAGUCUUCACACUCUCCGUACCAAAUAUUUCACUCCCAGCUCCAUCCCAGUUCCAGCCUUCUGUAGAAGGUCUGAAGUCUCAAGUCGCACGCCACAGCCUGAACUACAUCCAGGAAAUUGGAAAUGGCUGGUUUGGAAAGGUGCUCCUAGGGGAGAUUUACACAGGUACAAGUGUAGCCAGAGUGAUUGUGAAGGAGUUAAAAGCCAGUGCCAGCCCAAAAGAACAAGAUACCUUUCUGAAAAAUGGAGAACCUUACUAUAUUCUUCAGCAUCCAAAUAUUCUUCAGUGUGUUGGACAAUGUGUCGAAGCAAUUCCUUAUCUUUUGGUGUUUGAGUUCUGUGACUUGGGCGAUCUGAAAGCGUACCUGCGCAACGAGCAAGAGCACGUGCGAGGGGACUCGCAGACCAUGCUGCUGCAGAGGAUGGCAUGUGAGAUCGCAGCAGGGCUGGCUGCCAUGCACAAGCUGCACUUCCUGCACAGUGACUUAGCGCUGCGGAAUUGUUUCCUUACCUCUGACUUAAAUGUCAAAGUGGGAGACUACGGCAUCGGAUUCAGCAGAUACAAGGAGGACUAUAUUGAAACCGAUGACAAGAAAGUGUUCCCUCUGCGGUGGACUGCGCCGGAAUUAGUCACCAGCUUUCAAGACCGAUUACUAACUGCAGAUCAAACUAAGUACAGUAAUAUCUGGUCCUUGGGUGUGACGCUCUGGGAGCUUUUUGACAGUGCUGCUCAGCCCUAUUCACACCUUUCCAACGCUGAUGUCCUCCACCAAGUCAUCCGUGAGCGAGAGACAAAGCUCCCGAAGCCACAGUUGGAACAGCCCUACUCUGACAGAUGGUAUGAAGUUUUACAGUUCUGCUGGCUGUCACCAGACAAGAGACCGGCAGCAGAAGAUGUCCACAGACUGCUGACCUACCUGCGGAUGCAAAGCCAGAGGGACUCAGAGGUCGACUUCGAACAGCAGUGGAACGCACUGAAACCAAACACAAGCAGCCGGGAUGCUUCCAGCAGCGCUGCGUUCCCCAUUCUCGACCACUUCACCAGGGACCGACUUGGCCGUGAAAUGGAAGAAGUCCUCACGGUGACAGAAACGAGCCAGGGUCUUAGCUUUGAGUACGUCUGGGAGGCGGCAAAGCGUGACCACUUUGACGAGCACAGCCGCAUAGGCCCCGAGGAUGCCUUGUCCUACACCAGCAUCUUCUUCCCAGUGGAGGUCUUUGAGAGCUCGCUGUCGGAUCCCGGGCCUGGCAAGCCAGCCGAGAGUGGCCAGGAUGUCCCACUCAGGGCCCCAGGAGUGGUCCCCGUGUUUGACGCCCACAACCUCUCGGUGGGAAGUGACUACUACAUUCAGCUUGAAGAAAAAAGUGGCAGCAACUUGGAGCUCGACUACCCAGUGGCUCUGCUUACAACCGAGGUGUCUCAGCCUGAGAGGGUGAGUGAUGACACAUCCCAGUUUGUGGCCCUCCAGAAUCUUGAAUUCGAGGAGUCCAGCACCGAGGAGGAGUUCUUCCAAACCAGUACUGACCCCAGGGAUUCCAGCAUACCCGAGGAUCUGCAUGUGACCAGUGGGCCCGAGAGCCCUUUCAACAAUAUCUUCAAUGAUCUGGACAAAUCAGAGGAGCUGCCCAGUCAUCAAAAAAUGUUUGACUUGAUGGAACUAAAUGGAGUGCAAUCGGACUUCAAGACAGCCACUCUGCAUUCAGGCUCAGAUGAGCCGGGAGCAUCUGUAAUUCCCUGCCCCUUUGACAAAGAAAAUUCCCAGAAGCUUUUUAACUAUGAUCCUCUUUGCUUAUCCGAAAGCCAAGGUCAUUUUGAUCCACUGAGUGUUCAAGAAUUGUCAGAAAACUUUUUAUUUCUUCAAGAGAAGAACUUGUUAAAAGACUCAUUGUCCAGUAAAGAGCAUAUAAAUGACCUUCAAACAGAGCUCAGAAAUGCUGGUUUUAUUGAAACCAUAUUGGAGGCUUCACCCAGACACUCUUUAGAGCAUGAACUGAAGUUUGCUGAUGGUCAGCUUGGCUUGUCUGAGUUACAGGAAGAUGUCAGGGCUAAGGGUGAAGACCUGGGAGUUACACUGGCGGGCGACAGUCUAAGCAUGUCAUUGCCCUCUUCUCCAGAGGCACAGCGACCUUCGACCUCACUCAAAGCAGAAGCCCAGAUGCCUAGCCGUGAGCCCUCAGAAGCACCCCUGAGUCAGGCUACGGGCCCAGCUGUCAUUGUGCAUGUAGAGGGUCCCUGCCGAGCAGUGGCUUUGGACUCCAGGGCUGCCCCUGCUGUCAGUCUCUCCACUGAUAACAGAAUCCAGCGUGACGGGACGCAGGACUUGACUGGACCAUGUGAGGAGACCUCGAGACUCAGCCACAGCAACUCUGGGGGUCUCGGUGACACCUUUGCAAGAAGGACGAGCUCAGGUACUCAUCUCCCAGAAUUGAGACAGAACUUGGAAGACCCGCCACUACCAGACAUCCAACACGGGGGAGGCUUGCUGGAGAGGAGUGUAGAGGCCACGGAGCCUGUCAGUCAGGUGGGCCUGGUGUCUGCCUUGUCCUCAGACUCCACCAGCCAGGACAGCCUUUUAGAAGACAGCUUGUCCACACAGGUAGCGACGUCGGAGCAGUCUGCGGAGACCCCAGACUCCCUGGAUUCCGUGGACGUACACGAAGUCCUCGACUCUCUGGGUUCUCGCUCGCCUCAGAAGCUCCAGCCCCCUGACAAGCCUGCUGACAGCGGCUAUGAAACUGAGAACUUGGAGUCUCCUGAGUGGACCCUGCACCCCGGUCCUGACAGCACCACCGAUGCCGACUCCGCCACACUGGGUGACGACAGUUGUAGAGGUUUGCCUCCCAACCCUGUCAUCGUCAUCUCCGAUGCCGGUGACAGCCACCGUGGCAUUGAGGUGACCACACAGGCCUCGGCGUCCGGCUCCCAGAGCUCAUACCGAGACUCAGCCUACUUCUCCGACAACGACUCCGAGCCUGAGAAGAAAACUGAAGAGGUCCCUGGAAUACCAGCAGCGGCGUCAGGGUCCCUGCCUGAACCUGUCCCCCCAGAGCAGAGCCUUGGUGCCGAGGACCAUUGCCUGGAAGCCCAGCAGGACCAGGCGGAUCUGAGCCAUCUGCUGUCGGCCCCAGGGAACUCCGGACCCCUGGAGCCAAGAGAGUCCUGGGGGCUGGUGCAUAUCUCCAGUCAGACACCACCCCUUAAAGACGAGGCUGGAAGCCCCUGGAGUUUGCUGAAUUCAGACCUGGGCGGCAGCAGUGACGACCUUGAGAUGCAGGAAGACCGUCCCUGCACCCACACUUCCACUGGCACCAACACUAACGAGCUCCUCGCCUACACAAAUGCCACACUUCAGCCUGGUGGCCCUGCAGAACUGCUGGUGGACAGGUCCCUCUCUGGCCACUCGGAGGGUCCCAAGCUAAAGGAGCCAGACAUGGAGGGGAAGUACCUGGGGAAGCUCAGUGUCUCGGGCAUGCUCGACCUCUGUGAGGACGGUGUGGAUGCCGACGAGGAGGACGAGAACAGCGACGACUCGGACGACGACCUGAGGGCCUUCAGCCUCCACAGCCUCAGCUCCGAGUCGGACGACGAGACGGAGCACCCUGUGCCCGUGGUCCUCAGCAACAGCGAGGACAGCAGACACCUGCGCAGCUUGUUGAAGCCGGCUGCUCCCGUGGCUGUGGAUCCACGCCCAGACGAGGCCUGGAGAAAGGAGAAGAAGGCAGUGACGUUCUUCGAUGAUGUCACCGUCUAUCUGUUUGAUCAGGAGACCCCGACCAAGGAGCUGGGGCCCAGCGGAGGCGCCACACACGAGCCCGAGCUGAGCGGCUCAGCUCCUGCUUCCAGCUCCCUUUACCUGAGCAGGUGCACCAACUCAGAGAGCUCAACUGAUGAAGAAGGCAGCGGCUUUGAAUGGGAUGACGACUUCUCCCUGGACCCUUUCGUGUCCAAGACGGCGAGCAGCCUACUGGGCUCCAAGCCUUCCCUACAGACGCUGAAGUACUUCUCUCCGCCCCCACCGCCCCGGAGCGCUGAGCAGAGCUGGCCCCAUACGGCGCCCUAUUCCCGGUUCUCCAUCUCGCCCGCCAGCAUCGCAAGCUUUUCCCUCACUCACCUCACGGACUCGGACAUGGAGCAAGGAGGAAGCAGUGAAGAUGGAGAGAAAGAUUAA
Messenger RNA from Chrysochloris asiatica (Cape golden mole), 4515 nucleotides. RefSeq names its product lemur tyrosine kinase 2 (gene LMTK2). The transcript is spliced from 14 exons. The coding region runs from base 52 to 4515 and encodes 1487 amino acids. Gene Ontology annotation, biological process: protein phosphorylation. The record is from RefSeq and is a predicted model, not a curated record. Gene Ontology annotation, molecular function: protein kinase activity; ATP binding. NCBI's taxonomy places the organism in Eukaryota, Metazoa, Chordata, Mammalia, Afrosoricida, Chrysochloridae.